Molecule: messenger RNA, 6344 nt
Organism: Drosophila simulans
Lineage: Eukaryota; Metazoa; Arthropoda; Insecta; Diptera; Drosophilidae
Gene: LRR
Product: F-actin-uncapping protein LRRC16A
Exons: 22
Coding region: 797-5248 (1483 amino acids)
Biological process (GO): regulation of Arp2/3 complex-mediated actin nucleation; cell migration
Cellular component (GO): plasma membrane; lamellipodium
Molecular function (GO): protein binding
Source: RefSeq, a predicted model, not a curated record
AGGCAGAAUUAUCGUCCUCACCCAGCUCUGGUCACACUGAGUCGAAACUGAAACUGAAACUGGCUGGAUGUGCGGAUCGUGUAUUUAAUAAUUUGUUGGCCAUUUUCGCAGACUAACUUAACUCGCCGGAAUUAGUUAGUCAUAAAUUAAAGGCGCGCCGGUCCGAACGGUACUUCGCUCAUACAUUGCUAUUUAGGCUGGCGAAAAGAAAAAACCAAAAUGCCGAAGGCGAAGUGAAAAAAAAAGCGAAUAUACACAAAUAUGCUGGUCAACUCGGAGCAAAAGUGCUAAAUUCACGAAUAAAACAAGAGGAUUUAAGCCCAAGUGCCGGAGGAAAAGCCAACUGCUGUCUGUGCGGCGGCGACUCAGUGAAUUUUCCGUUUUCCGACCCCGCGACGAGGGUGGAAACGCGUGAAAAACCGAAUCGAAAGUCCUGCGUGUGUGUGCAAAUAAUGUGAAUAAGAAUAAGAAAAGCCUGGAAAAACAAAGAGUUGGCCAAUAAAUAAAUUAAGGCAGUCGAAACGAAAAGAUGGGCAAACAGGCGCAAUGUCCGAUGCGCGGUUUUUAGUGCGGGAGCAGCUCAAGAAUCCAGUUUCGGGCUGCAAGGCGUGUCAGGAUUGAAAUCGAACCACCACCAACACACCAACUCCAACAACAACAACAGUAGCAGCAGCAGCAACAACAGCGAAAACAGCCGCUUUGAGCCAAUUUCGUUGGCCCUUUUUUCCUGGUCAUUCCUGUUUGACUUCAUUUUCACCCAACUUUCGCCGCAGAAUUUCGCAUAUCGCAAGACAAAAUGUCGACGCGCUCACAAUUAACCAAGGACCUCAACGAAAGCGUCAAGUCCAUUCUGGGUCGCCACACAAAGAUACUGGUCAAGUAUAUGGUCAAAUUGGAGACGAAAGGCGAUAAGACGGAGAAUCGUGUUCUGGUUUUCACUCCCGUGAGGGUCUAUUUGCUCAGUGCCAAAGUGCCCACCAAGAUCGAAUGCCAUUUCCACUACCUGGACAUUGUGGGCGUCGAGAGCAAGAAGUCCACCCACUUCUCCAUUGUGACCAACGAUCGGCCCUACUCGUUCGUUACCACCGGCGAUGCGGGCAAUUUCAGCUCGAACGCUGAUGUCAUUCUAACCGACCUGGCCUCGGCCAUCAAGCAGAUAUUCCCAACAGUUCCUCUAAAGUACAUCAUCAGAAAGAUUGAUAUACAGCCACCGGAGCGGGAGACCAUAUUCUCCGAGGAAUUCAGACCCUCCGAUCCCCGAAAUGUGGGUCCCUGUGGUGGAUUCAGUGCCCAGUACGCCUGCAUGUGCGAUUUCCACGGCGUUCCCUAUCGCGAGGAGGUGGCUUGGGAUGUGGACACCAUCUAUCUGUCGCACGACACGCGAGUCCUCAACUUGCGCGACUUUGACCACCUGGAGCCAAAAGACUUGAUGGCCAUCGUUUCGGCGCUGGAAUACAACACGUUCUUUCGUGGCCUGAAGGCAGCCCACAUGCGAUUGUCCCACGAGACCCUGGAACGCAUCCUGCACGUCCUUAAGCGUUCGAUGUGGCUGGAAGAGCUGCACCUGGAGGCAUUGGGCUUAAGAUGGGAUUUCCUGAACAAGUUAUCGAUAUCUGUGAUAACGAAUAGCAAUCCCGCCAUUCGCACCAUCGAUCUGAGCCACAAUAUAAUUGAGGAUAAAGGAGCAAGUUCAUUGUGCGCCCUAUUUGGAAAGAUUGUACAAGGUGCCAUUCAUUUGGCUGGGCCCAUAGCCAAGGUAUCCAAGGGCCUAUGCAAACUGGCCUUGGCCCACUGUGGACUAACUUCGAAGGGCGUCAACCAGAUGUCGCAUUCGCUGACGCUCAAUCAAAGUAUUUCCAACUCGCUCACGUAUCUAGACCUAAGUGGUAAUAGUCUCAAAGAUGAUAUAACCAAUUUGCACAAUUUCCUGGCUCAACCCAAUGUGCUGGAGCACUUGGAUCUCGCCUCGACUGACAUCACGCUGGAAAAUUUGUUUGGAGCUCUGUUGCGCGGCUGCGCCACGCAUUUGGCCCACCUGAACGUGUCGCACAACUCGUUCAGCACGAAGAAGGGCAAGGAGAUACCGCCCUCAUUCAAGCAGUUCUUCACCAGCACGUUCAGCUUAAAGCACCUCAACAUUGCCGGCUGCAAACUUCCCAUGGAGGCAUUGAAGAACCUGCUGCUUGGCCUGGCCUGCAACGAGUCUACAGCCGGACUUUAUCUGGAUCUCAGCAGUAACACGCUGGGCGCCCAAGGUGCCCAUGUGCUUGAAUCCUGCAUCCAUGGCGUGCGAGUUCUGCAAAGCCUAGACAUCAGCGAUAACAAUCUUGAUGCUGAGCUAGCGCCCGUGCUGACAGCCAUUUCGAAGAAUCCCUCGAUUCGGACGCUUCACCUGACCCGCAGUCUAACGGGCAUGAAGCCGAAGCACAUUCCGCCCGUUAUGGACGCCCUGGUGAACCUCAUCCAGAAGGACGACUUCCCGCUGGUCGAGCUGGUACUGUCGGAGAACAAACUGAAGCACGACCUGCACGACUUCAUCAACGCGCUGGGCAGCAACCAAAGCCUUCAGAAGCUGGACAUCAGUGGAAACUUCAUGGGGGAUGUGGGCGCCCGACUCCUGGCCAAAGCUCUGCAGAUCAACAACCGGCUGCGUACCAUAUAUAUGGACAAAAACGGAGUGACGUUGCAGGGCUAUGCGGAUAUCGUUUACGCGUUAGAGCACAACCACAGCAUGCGCACCAUUCCCUUUCCCGUUUUCGAUAUUGCUCCGCAUCUGAAGAGCCACCCGGAUAAGACGGAUGCGGUGAUGCGUAAGAUGCAGGAGCUGCUGCAGCGCAACUGCAAUGGAUUGAAGCGGGCCACCGGACAAGGAUUCCGGCUGCAGCACGGCUUCAUGCUCUCCUCCACGCACCAGCUGGUGGAUAAGUUGGUGGCCGAGACGCAGGACACCAUUUCGCUGGCCAAGGGAGGCAGUGAAUCCGCCUCGGCGGUGCAGCGCCUGAUUACCGACGCCGAAAACUGCAAGCAACUGAUGCCAAAGCUGCAAGAGGCCGUUCGCAACGACAGUCAUCCCAUCGAAAUGAAGCUGACCCGAGUGGCCAGUGAACUGAGCUACACGAUUAAGAGUUAUCUGGAGGAGACCCUGGAGACGAUGAUGCGCACUGGCAUCGAGCAGUGUCCCAAAACGCUGGGCAACCAGAUCGUAGUUCAGGAUCUUCGAAAGGCUCUCGCCGAGCGUUUGGUGGUGCCCGAGGAAUUCCUGCAGAUCUGUCUGCUCAACAACGCCGGCAGCGAGAUUAUGAACAAAGUUGGUGAGAUCGAACAAUCCCUGGCCGCCGCCAUCUCAGAUCGGGCUACGGAUGAGGUGCUGGAUGCCCUGACCCGCUACCGCCGUGGCAUGGGCAUUGCGGAGUCGCCAUCGGUGCUGCUGGACGAACCGCAGACGCCGGACAUCGUGCGCAGUCGCUCCAGUCAUGAUGCGGAUGGUUUGAUCAUACGACCGGGUGGACGAGGCUCGAUAUUGCCCAAACUGGGCUUGGAAUCGCCCACUAAAUUGGAAUAUCUCAACCUUGCCACACCGCAUCUGCCCACCAAGCGACGCAGUCUGGCAAAGAAGGUGCGUCCCCAGUCCGUGGUGGAGAAUCUCAGCCUGGGCCACUUCCCUGACCUCCUGGAGUCACCCUCCUCGCACCGCUCCAACUCCCAGUUGUCUGCCCGUGCAGCUGCAGGUGCCGCCGCCUUGGUGGGAGCCGCCAAUAUGACCGACAGCAUCGCUGUGGACGACGGAGGAGUGGAUGAGUGUUGCGACUCCAUCACCGAGCUGCCCAGCGCCUCGUUCCAGCUCCAGCAUCUGGUCAAAGGUCGCCCAAAGCGGGCCAAAACGCGUGCACCCACUCGGCCGUUGGUCACCACCGAGUGUGCCGGGGGCAGCAGGGAAAUUGGCGAAGGUUUGGAACACUUCUUCCGGCCCGGUUCUGUUACGCCCACUACCCUGACUCCCCUAGUUUCUCCUACGUCGGAGGAAUGCAGCUCCUUGUCGUUUGUGGACAGUCCCACGAUGAGCCGCGAUGGGAAUGGACACAUGACCUCCGAGGAGACCACUCCCAUUCUGGAGGAACGCCGACCAAUUAAAUUGGAGCGCCAGUCGCCAUUGCUCAAAAGUGCGUCAUGGGCCACCCGCUCCCGGUCCACGGACAAUCUAGAGAAGUAUUCGCCACUGGUGGGUCGUAAGUCCCCGCUGGUCAAGAUGCGAACAGAAGGAGGUCCCGGCUCGGGAUCUGCCGGCGGCGCUGAGGAGACGUCCAUGCCCAGUUCUAAUCUGCUUAAGGCAACCGCCAGAGAGGACAAAACGCGUUCGCCCAGCAGCGAUUCGAUCAAAAGCCAUGCCGCAGGCGAGGGUAGUGUGAUUGUGAAGACUGGCAACGGCAUCCUGCGAACACCCAUAGUUCUGCAGAAGCCGCGUCCGUGGUCAGUUGUGGGAAGCGAGCCAAAGGCAGGAGGGGAUCUUAUUACAGGCAAUGGGAAUGCCGACUCCAGCAAGACCACGCCGGACAAACUAGAAGAAGAUGACGUCGAGGUAGUGACAUUUGGAAAUACCUGCAGUGGCUCAAUUGUUGGCAUCACGCCGGGCAUAGCUUUAUCCACCAGUGGCGGUGGAAGCAUUGUGGGCAUUACACCAGGAGGUGCCCUCGAAAAGAAGUCUGUGCGAGAACUAGCAGCGGGUCUCAACAGAAUGGAACUCCCCCUAAAGCCGCCCGUUAUGCCAAGAACCCUGCUGAACGCGACGAGUGCGCGCACGAGCACGUCCUCCACAGGCUCAGGCUCAGGCUCCACCUCCAAUAGUGUAUCAGUCAGCUCAUCCACGACCGCCAACACUUCGAUGACAGUAUUAAACCAGAGCCAGACCCGAUCACGGAUCGUGAGCUCGACCAGCAGCACUGGCAGCACCGAGACCAUCACAGAGCGCAGCACCACCAGCACUAGCAGCAGCUCAUCCAGCAGCCACGAGAAGCAGCAUGCCAAGGCCUGUGCCAAUUUAAUCAGCAACGAAAUCCUCAGUAUGCGCAACGGACAGUUGGGCGCCAAGUCUGGAAGCUGCGCUGAAAGUGGUGGUGUGAAGCGGAUCGCCGGCAAGGAGAUCUCCACGCUUUUCGAGGAGACAUUAGUUGAAGAACUGCAGCAGAGCAUGGCGACCAGACGCGGUUUUAGAGACUCGGCCUACACCAAGGAGGAUGUCGUUGAUUUAUAAGUGUUCUAGUUAUAUGCUCAACAUUCCCUCACGUCGACCCCUAGUCCUUCACCCAACCUGCCACAGUUUCACGUGAUAGAUAGUAGGGUUGAUGAUAACGUUAAGUGAUGAUGAUGAGGAGGAGAUGAGAUGAGAUGAGAUGGUGGGGACAGAAGGAUAGAUGGAAACAAGGUUGCAACUUAUCGUACUGAACCAUUAAUUUAUGUGCAAUGCCGCGUGUGUGUUGUUUUUAUUUGGCAAUUUAGAAUGAACGUGAUUUAUUUAUUGAUACAAACCCUGAUACUUUUAUCCAAAUUAACCUUUGCAUAUUUUUAAAAAUGUUUUGUGUACUAUAUUUUAUAUUUUUAUGUAUUUAAAUGAGUUAAGUGCCAAUUAUAUACAGAAUUAAUCUACAAAUAUUUUUAGCGUGUGCUAUACAACAAUUUCAAUGAAACUAACGAAAAUAACGCAAUGAAUAUGAUACACUAUACAUAUUAUGUAAUUCGAUUGCGUGUAUAAGAACUAUUUUAAACCUAAAAAAAUCUAAAUGAAAUAUAAUAUUUUUUAUAACUGCUUCCAAAUACAAACUUUAUGGUUUAUUAUUUCCCCUUUUCUGUUUACCUCGCCUAUACACAUACUUAUAGUAUUUGAGCGACAAUCCGUUUUCAAAUUAUGAGGCGCGUUAUGCCGCCAGAAACAAAUGCAUUUAUUUAGAAACAAAGCGGAGACCGACGAUCUUAUUGAUUAUUUUCUAAAGAGUUAACAAUUUACGAUAAGAAACUAGGCGAAAACGAAAACGAUAUAAAAUUACUAAGCCAUUUAACGACAGAAAACCGUAAUCUAUAGAAAACUAAUUCCCCUUAUCGCAAAACGAUCAACUUCAAUUUUGAAGAUCUAGUAGUUUGCACCAACGACACAGGAAAUGUUCAGAGAAGCGUUUAAACUUUAAACCAGUCCACCACCGACCACACACUUCGAGUUUUGAGUGUAUCCCGUUCUCAUUCAACUUCAAAUCCCCGAAACGAAAUAAGAAAAACUUAACGUGUUCAUUAAAGUUAAGCAAUUAAAACAUCAUUGUAAUCUAUUGAAAUUCAAAUUAAACGGAAACGAUAUUGGA